CUACUAACAUAACCCACCGAAGAAGACCACUGCUAGGUUAGCUAGCAAGCUAGCAAGGUGCACGUAUACUAAGUCACACGUGAGCAUCAAAAUGCUUCUUCGGACGGCCAGACCGUGGUUGGUCCGAUGCAGGAGUCUGCCUCUGGCUUGCUCGAGGUCUUACUACGCCGAUAAAGUAGCUCGACUCGGCUCGCAGCCGGAUAAACAGUCUUCUGAAUAUCAGGAGAAUUAUGACCGAAUGAAGGUUCUUGUUGAUGAACUGAAAAGCAGGACAGAGAAGAUCAAACUGGGUGGGGGUGAAAAAGCCAGAAGACUUCAUACAUCUCGUGGGAAACUGCUGCCUAGAGAGCGUAUAGACAGACUGCUGGAUCCAGGUACCCCAUUCUUGGAAUUCUCUCAGUUUGCAGCAUAUGAGUUGUAUGGAAAAGAGGAAGUCCCAGCGGGCGGUAUACUUACCGGAAUUGGGCGAGUUUCAGGGGUGGAAUGUGUUAUUGUUGCAAAUGAUGCUACUGUCAAAGGAGGAACAUACUACCCAGUCACAGUUAAGAAACACCUCCGUGCACAGGAAAUAGCCCAGCAGAACCACUUGCCAUGCAUUUACUUGGUGGACUCUGGAGGGGCCAAUCUACCCAGACAGGCUGAUGUCUUCCCAGACAGAGAUCAUUUUGGACGCAUAUUCUACAACCAAGCCCGGCUGUCUUCAGAGGGAAUAUCACAGAUUGCUGUAGUAAUGGGCUCCUGCACUGCUGGAGGAGCAUAUGUACCUGCCAUGGCAGAUGAGAGCAUCAUCGUGCGGAAGCAAGGAACCAUCUUCUUGGGAGGACCUCCACUGGUCAAAGCUGCCACAGGGGAAGAAGUUUCUGCAGAAGACCUUGGUGGUGCUGAUCUUCACUGCAAAAAAUCUGGUGUGACGGAUCACUAUGCAUUAGACGAUAACCAUGCACUCCAUUUAGCAAGAAAGGCGGUGAGAAGCCUCAACUACAGGAAAAAUAUUGAGGUCACCACAGAACCGACAGAAGCCCCUCUUUACCCUGCAGAUGAACUCUACGGCAUAGUUGGAGAUAACUUGAAACGCAACUUUGAUGUCAGAGAGGUCAUUGCCAGAAUUGUAGAUGGCAGUAAAUUUGAUGAGUUCAAGGCUUUCUAUGGAGACACACUUGUCACAGGAUUUUCAAGAAUAUUUGGUUACCCUGUCGGAAUCAUCGGCAACAACGGAGUCUUGUUUUCAGAGUCUGCGAAAAAGGGGACGCAUUUCAUCGAGUUAUGCUGCCAACGAAACAUCCCACUUAUUUUUCUCCAAAACAUAACAGGCUUCAUGGUGGGUAGAGAGUAUGAAGCAGGAGGUAUCGCCAAAGAUGGAGCCAAGAUGGUGACUGCAGUUGCCUGUGCAAAUGUACCCAAGAUUACUGUUAUUAUUGGGGGCUCCUAUGGUGCAGGAAACUACGGCAUGUGCGGCAGAGCCUACAGCCCUCGGUUUCUCUACAUGUGGCCAAAUUCCCGAAUCUCUGUAAUGGGUGGUGAGCAGGCAGCCACUGUCCUGGCAACCAUUACCAAGGAUCAGAGGGCACGCGAGGGAAAAGAGUUCACUGCAGAACAAGAGGCGGCCAUGAAGGAACCUAUAGUGCGCCGGUUUGAAGAAGAAGGCAGUCCAUACUACUCCAGUGCUAGGCUGUGGGAUGACGGGAUCAUCGAUCCUGCCGAUACUCGUCUGGUUCUGGGACUGAGCCUCAGUGCUGCACUGAAUGCACCAACGCAGAAGACACGUUUUGGAGUGUUCAGGAUGUAGAGCCCUCAGACCUACCUGUCAAGAGCUGGACAUGUACUGUAAUUAUACUAGUUUUUGUAGAUGUACUUGUGAGAAUAAGAGCAACAAACAGAAAAAACAAAAAUCACUAAAGUAGACUCACACAACGUUGGAUCCAUGUGAUCGGAUGGUGAUGGUAUGCUGUUGUUGUGGGACAUUUCCACUAAUAAGUUGUGCCUUAACUGUUACUAUUUCAGUGUAAAUGCAAACUGUUUCCUUCCUCUCUUUGAUGGACCUGGUUUUUUUAUCAAAUACUGUAAAUGUUGAAACAUAAAAAUGUAGAACAUAAAAA
Messenger RNA from Acanthopagrus latus (yellowfin seabream), 2096 nucleotides. RefSeq names its product methylcrotonoyl-CoA carboxylase 2 (beta) (gene mccc2). Gene Ontology annotation, molecular function: methylcrotonoyl-CoA carboxylase activity. The record is from RefSeq and is a predicted model, not a curated record. NCBI's taxonomy places the organism in Eukaryota, Metazoa, Chordata, Actinopteri, Spariformes, Sparidae. The transcript is spliced from 17 exons. Gene Ontology annotation, cellular component: mitochondrion; methylcrotonoyl-CoA carboxylase complex. Gene Ontology annotation, biological process: L-leucine catabolic process. The coding region runs from base 92 to 1786 and encodes 564 amino acids.